GAAUAGAUGGAACCAUAAUGGUUUUUGACCAUCUCUUUUAGCCCAGUGGCUCGUAUACUUUCUAGUCAAAUGUUGAUAAUGAUAUUACAUUUUCUCUCCACAGAAUGCAAGGAAAGUUCUCAAUGACACUUGUGCUGCUUGUGGUCUUGAUGGUCACAGUAGAGGUGGGACACAAACAUGGUGACAAAAAAAGUGUUCCCAACGCUGGUGACUGUGGAGAUGGGUUCUGUGAGGCCACCUGCGGUGAGCACACCACCAAACAAUGCAAUAUCCCUUGCAACUGGAAGAAGGCCUUUGGCGGUAAGAGUACAAAUGUUGGAAAUGAACUGUGGUCCUAG
Molecule: messenger RNA, 338 nt
Organism: Salvelinus fontinalis (brook trout)
Lineage: Eukaryota; Metazoa; Chordata; Actinopteri; Salmoniformes; Salmonidae
Gene: mdkb
Product: midkine b
Exons: 2
Coding region: 105-338 (77 amino acids)
Molecular function (GO): growth factor activity
Source: RefSeq, a predicted model, not a curated record